Messenger RNA from Miniopterus natalensis, 2978 nucleotides. The record is from RefSeq and is a predicted model, not a curated record. Lineage: Eukaryota; Metazoa; Chordata; Mammalia; Chiroptera; Miniopteridae.
CGCGGGAAACCAGCCGGUGGCACAGACGGGAACCCCUUCCCCGCGGGAGCCGGGUUUCCUCCGCGCUGUCUGCGUUUGGAAAACGCCGCUUUGCGUUGUGAGCAGGGUGCGGCCGGCUGCUGACGCUCGUCCCGCCCCGCAGGCAUGUGGGCGCACUCGAUGACCGUGCAGGACUACCAGGACCUGGUGGACCGCGGCUGGCGGAGAAGUGGGAAAUAUGUGUACAAGCCCGUGAUGAAUCAAACAUGUUGUCCUCAGUACACAAUAAGGUGCCGAUCUUUACAGUUCCAGCCAUCAAAAUCUCACAAGAAGGUUUUGAAAAAAAUGUUGAAAUUUCUGGCUAAUGGGGAAAUUUCCAAAGGAAAUUGUGAUGACGAGCCUAUGGAGCCCAGCAUGGAGGAUGCCGUGGCUGGUGACAUGGCGUUAAUAAAUAAAUUGGAUAUCCAGUGUGACCUGAAAAAGCUCGGUGAUAAUCUCAGAGAGAGUUUAGAGAGGGAAGAGAAGACGAGAGGAAAAAGCACAGAGAAAGAAGAACCUAAGGCGUUAAUUCAGUCACAGGAGAAAAAGGAGUUGGGCUCCGGGGAGCCGUCCCACUCAGUUGAAGUGCAUCCGGCUCCUAAGCCAGGCAGGGGGCCAGAUCUGAGUAAGCCUCCAUGUCGAAAAGCGAAGGUGAUCCGGAGAGAGAAGAAGAGGCUGAAGGCCGCGCAGCAGGGCCCAGCUGGGGGGCCCGAGGGCUUCCCAGCUCCCUGUGCACCGCCGGCUCCGCGCCCUCCAAAGGCUAAGCCCGGCCAGCCCAGAUCCCUCGAAGACUUCAUCUUCGAGUCUCUGCCAGAGAACGCGUCUCACAAGUUAGAGGUGAGGGUUGUGAGAUCAUCUCCACCAAGUUCUCAGUUCAAAGCCACAAUGCUGGAGUCGUACCAGGUCUAUAAACGCUACCAGAUGGCUAUUCACAGCCACUCGCCCGAUGAGCCAACUGUCAGCCAGUUCACGGGAUUCCUUUGCACCUCGCCUCUGGAGCCAGAGAACCCGCCUAACGGACCGGACUGUGGCUACGGCUCCUUCCACCAGCAGUACUGGCUCGAUGGGAAGAUCAUUGCUGUGGGGGUGAUCGACAUCCUUCCAUAUUGUGUGUCCUCUGUGUAUUUGUACUACGAUCCCGAUUACUCAUUUCUGUCCUUGGGCGUCUACUCUGCGCUACGAGAAAUUGCUUUCACCAGGCAGCUUCAUGAGAAGACACCUCAGCUCAGCUAUUACUACAUGGGUUUCUACAUUCACUCGUGUCCCAAGAUGAAGUAUAAGGGUCAUUACAGACCUUCCGAUUUGUUGUGUCCUGAGACGUAUGUUUGGGUUCCCAUCGAGCAGUGCCUGCCGUCCCUUGAGAACUCCAAGUACUGCCGUUUCAACCAGGACCCAGAAGCAGCCGACGAAGGCCGCUGCACGGACCCCGACCGGCUGCAGGUGCUGUACAAGAAGACGGUGCUGCCCUACGGGGUCUUUAAGAAGCAGCAGCGGAGCCCGGCCGAGGAGGCCGCUGUGCUGCAAUAUGCCCGCCUGGUGGGGCAGGCGUGCGCCCAGCGGAUGCUGCUCUUCCGGAGCUGAGGCCGCGCUCGCCCCUCGCUCAGCCCGCGCCGCCCAGACCUGUCACUGCCCGAGAUCCCGGCUCCACCUGCAGAUCCUCCUCGUUUUGACUAUUACCUACUUUCCUAACUGUUCUGUGGCAAUGCAUUUGUGAGAAUCUCAUGGUUAGUGUGAAGAUUUUAAAGGUACGUUGUGACCUUGCCUCCUAAUUGGGGUUUAUCAUUCAGAAGCUUGUUUUGUGAACAAGACAUGGUCAGCUUCUCUCAUUGUCAGUGUUCUAGGAAGUAAAAUCAGACGUGAGCCUUGAGUAAUUUAAAUUACAGUCAUGUUUUUUGCUCUGUUAGAAAUCAAAGCAGAGUGUGGCCUCAGGUCCAUUUAAAACAAGCUGCUGCGUUUCAGGUGAAGUCACUGCUGGCAUCAGGCUGGCACCUAAUAGAGGACUCCAGGGAAGGAAGGCAUCACCUCGACCUGGUCUUUACUCAGACGGCCCUGCUCACAGCUGCUGUCGGCCGAUGUUCUAGAAAUUACCACCAGUGCUCCCCUGACUCUCAGAAUGUCCCAGCUUGGACAGUGAAGUGUUUGUUUACCCUGGUUGUAUGAUAUGUAAUUUGCUCUAUUUCUAAAAACCUGAGAAAUGGAGUUUCUGAAGAAAAUGUAGCUCCUGCCCUCACCUGAGCAGCCUCAGGAGUAACAUGCCCUCGGUUUCCCACCUCAGAGCUGAGGUCGCUUGUCUUUGGUUAUUGAUUAAGGGCUGGUUCACAUCCAGCUGCUCUUACAGCUGGAGGAAGGAGAGGCCGGUGCACCAGGUCGGAGCUGCAGGGGAGUUGGGGCAGGCGGUGGGGAUGGGGUUGGUGUCUCCUGUGCUCUCUCCGCUGACCCCGGCUUCUGUCGCCGGCUGCUCGGCCCUGAACCCUUUCAGUCCCCACUCUGCCCAUUCGUCUGUUUUCUAUUGAUGGACCUUUGAAAACUAUAUUAUAAGCUUAGUAGUUUGACUCUCACUGCUGAUUUUAUACUUUUCUUCUAAAUGCACUGAAUUUAGAUAGAACAUUUUACAAUAAUUUCAGCCGGUAAAAGGGGGGCUCAUAAAACAAUGAUUUUAAACGUCAAAUUCCAGAAAUUCAACAUCCAAACCAUGUGUUCGUUCAGAGUGUGUGUGUACCUCCUGCCCUGUGUAGCUGUUGGCUGACUAGGGACCGAGCAGAGAGCAAAGCUGGUCUCUCCGACUGCACGGAUUUCACCUUCUGGGACGCCCCCCCCCCCCUUCAAAUAGUUCCCAGGAGCACUGGAUGGACUCUUGCUUGGAACUGCCUUCAGAAUCUAGGAAACGUCUUCUUUUCCCUCUGAAGUGACAACAGCUUAAUUUUUUAUGAUUACAAAAGUGAUAGUGUGAGCAAUUAAAA